UGCGUAUUCUUCUGUAGAGAAAGAAUUUGUUCAUGGAAUUAUUUUGGUAAAAUCUGAAUUUAUUUUUAUAAAAUCUGUGCAAGAUGAUAAAAGAAACAAUCAAUGAGCAGGAAAAUUGUAAUGUUCAAAACGACGAAUUACCGCUAACAUCGAAAAAUAUUGCUACAAUGGAAGAAGCAGGAGAAAAAUCAAAUUCUCGAAACAAAGUUUUAUUAUUAGAUCGCAAUUUGAACAAUUCUAAUACAAAUAUUAACAACAGACGGAUAAAAAAGUGGUUUCCCAACUUUUCCAAAGGCCACAGAAUUCUAGGAAUAUGUUUCAUUAUUAUUAUUUUGUUAUUUACUGCUGGCUACUUAGGUUUAACUCUUGGACUCGGUGCUUAUAGUCCAAGUGAGACAGAUUCUGAAGAAGUUUUUAAAACAGUUUCAAUACCCAAUGUUGAGCCGUUCAUACCAAAUCCACAAGUAACCCAAGGUCCUUCAGCUUCAACACUUCAUAUGUUUGCAAAUGGCGGAGUUUGUUCAGACAGCGCACUUUGUAGUGCUAUUGGAAAGCUGAUACUGCAAAAGGGGGGUAAUGUAGUGGACGCAGCUAUUUCAGCACUUCUUUGCAAUGGUUUAACAACAUUGCAAAGCAUGGGCAUAGGAGGAGGAUUCCUAAUGAAUUUAUACAUUAAAAGUGAUAAAAAAGCUUGGACCAUUGAUGCCCGAGAAGUAGCUCCUCUUCAAUCUGAAAAGAAUAUGUUUAUUAAUCUGUCUUCAAAUUCCGCGAUACAAGGGCCACUCUCAAUUGCUGUUCCCGGUGAAAUAGCUGGUUAUGGAGAAGCACUAAAGCAUUUCGGAACAAUGAAAUGGAAAGAUUUGAUUGAACCCUCAAUAAAGAUAUGUGAAACUGGAUUUAAGUUAACCAAACAUAUGUACGAUUCUUUACACAUUAACCCAAUUAUCAAAAAUGAUACUCACUUGAGAAAAAUGUUUGUAAAUAACAAAACCAACAGCUUUUAUCCGAUAGGAACAGUUGUAUACCCAUCCAAAGAAUUAUGUCAAACAUAUAAAAUUUUAGCUCAAGAAGGGCCUGAGUCUUUUUAUAAAGGAACGCUGGCUGAUCUAAUAGCUGAUGAUUUGAAGGAUUUAGGUAGCAUUAUCGUGAGAAGUGAUUUAAAUGUGUACCAUGUCGAUAUGGUUCAAUCAAUUCCUGUCCGCUUGACUUCAGAUUCCAUAAUGUAUGUGAUUCCACCAGCUGGAAGCGGGGCUUUAGUAUCGCAUAUCUUAAAUAUUUUGAGGGGGUAUAACAUGUCUAGAGAAAGCAUUUCAAAAGAUUCUGCUAGCAUUUUGACCUAUCACCGUAUUAUAGAAGCAUUUAAAUUCGCCUAUGCAAAAAGAGCUUCUUUAGGUGAUUUGAGAUUCAAUCCCGAAGCUGCAUAUCUAGUAAGUAAUUUAACUUCAAACAUGUACGCCAACGAGGUUCGAAAUUUAAUUUUUGACAAUAAAACUUUUGAUGAUGGUAAAUAUUAUGGAGCAGAAUUUGACCUGAAGCCGGAUAAAGGAACUUCCCAUUUGUCAUUUCUCGGACCUAAUGGAGAUGCUGUUUCAGUUACAAGCACUAUUAAUUUUUAUUUCGGAUGUGGCCUCACUGGAAAACGAACUGGAAUUAUUUUUAAUAGCGGCAUGGAUGAUUUUUCGCAACCAAACAAACUAAGCUUUUUUGAGCUUCCACCAUCUGAAACAAAUUUUAUUGUGCCAAGAAAGAGAGCGUUAUCAUCGAUGAGUCCAACUAUUAUAACGAAUGGGAAAGGUGAUGUUUUUUUAGUGAUUGGAGCAGCUGGUGGGGCAAAAAUUCCAAGUGCCGUAGCUCAAAUAAUAGUGAGAGUUCUAUGGUUCGAACAAGACAUUAAACAAGCUAUCGAUGCUCCCCGCAUACAUCAUCAGCUAUAUCCAAAUGUAGUCGAAUAUGAACUUGGAGUACUGCAAAGCGUAAUCGAUGGUUUAGAAAAAUUAGGUCACAAGACAAAAAGGUAUCGUGAUCGUGGAUCUAUAGCAUGCGGAAUUUAUAAAAACGAAACAGCCCUUUACGUGAAUGCUGAUUACAGGAAGGAAAGUGGUGCAACAGGAUUUUAGUUUUAUAUAAAACAUUUCUAGCGUGAAAUAAUAUUUUCCUUGUUUUACAGUUGAGUAGGAAUAUUUUCGUUUGAAUAUAUGCAAAUAUUAUAAUAUUAAAUGUAAUUAUUAUGAUAUUAAACAUUUUAUUUUUAUCAUUUUA
Messenger RNA from Condylostylus longicornis, 2259 nucleotides. Its product is annotated as glutathione hydrolase 1 proenzyme-like. Gene Ontology annotation, biological process: glutathione catabolic process. NCBI's taxonomy places the organism in Eukaryota, Metazoa, Arthropoda, Insecta, Diptera, Dolichopodidae. Gene Ontology annotation, molecular function: glutathione gamma-glutamate hydrolase. Gene Ontology annotation, cellular component: plasma membrane. The transcript has 7 exons. The record is from RefSeq and is a predicted model, not a curated record. Bases 84 to 2117 code for a protein of 677 amino acids.